Messenger RNA from Megalobrama amblycephala (Wuchang bream), 1822 nucleotides. RefSeq names its product myelin basic protein-like. The record is from RefSeq and is a predicted model, not a curated record. Bases 199 to 609 code for a protein of 136 amino acids. The transcript has 4 exons. Gene Ontology annotation, molecular function: structural constituent of myelin sheath. Lineage: Eukaryota; Metazoa; Chordata; Actinopteri; Cypriniformes; Xenocyprididae.
CCCGCUGAAUAACACAGAGCUUCAGAGAAGCAGGAAGUGCUGGUGGAUCAUCAUCCGAACCACAUGCUGCUGAAACACACAAACACAGCCCACAACAUUUUAUUUUGCGCCGAUGAGGAUUUUUUGAUGAACUGCUGAGGCGAGCAGCCGAAACUUGCAAUCUACACAUCGCGUGGACGCGUCUGGGCAAACAAGAGCAUGGGCCAGCAUCUUGGAAAACGUGAACCACUUUCUGUUUCCAAGGGAUCCUCCACAGUAUCUGAUCACAUGUCAGCCGCCUCGCCGGAGGCUCAAGAUGAGGUGUUUGGAGAGGGGGAGGCGGACCUCAACCAGAACAAUGGCUGCUCCAGCAAGAGUCCAGCGGUGACCGACUCCAUGAACGCCGCAGUAGAUCACAGCAGCUGGAAGCAGCCGAGCACGGCCGACCCCGACGCCUCGGAGCCCCGCCCACACUUGGUCCGCCUCUUUUCUCGAGAUGCCCCGGGCCGCGAGGACAACACCUUCAAGGACCGCCCCUCGGAGUCGGACGAGCUGCAGACCAUCCAGGAGCACGGCGGCAGCGGCGGCUCAGAGUGCGGCUCGGAUUGUGCGGAGCAGGACCUCGAGUAGAUCUCCUCCUCGCCUACUCUUCCUCACUCACCUCAGCAAACACUCGCUAUGGCGUCCGCAAGCUCUUCCCAGUCAACCUUCAGGCUGGGCCGCAGCAAGAAGAGCCCUACCGUCAUGGAUCAGAUCGGAAAGUUCUUCGGAGGGGAUAAAAAGAAGAAGGGAAAGGUGAGGAUUGAGCAGACUUCAACUUGUCCACAUGAGCCUUUACUACUGUUCUGCUUGCUUGAGUUUAUCUUGACCUGCAGUUAUUGUUCGAUUAGCACCAGUAAACCAAUUGCUUUUUCUUUUUUAAUUGACUUUCGACGUGUAUCUUAAAGUGUAUCGCGCGCACCAAACCUGCUGUAUAUCCAGUAUUGAAUUAAGCUGCAGUUUGGUAUGUUAUGGGAUUUUACUGUGAUUCAGGGAUUCGACAUACAGCGUGAGAAUUAUGUUUAUAAACGUGAGCUUUUAUAAGAUUUUCAGAUGCCUGUACAGAACAAAAUCUAGUGUUUUUACAGCUCUUCACUGAUAGCAAAUGACACGAGUGAAAAGUUCAGCAAAUCUCGUACAGUACACGUGGGAUCUCUUUUCAUACAGUAUAUGCGACUGACUGGUGAAUAUCACGUGUUUUAGAAUCCAGUCAUCUUGUAAGGAAGCGCCUCAGGGUUUUUCACGGUACGGAUGGAGGCUUGGUUUCUAAAAUGUAUUUGCAAUGUUUUGAAAAUUGAUUAUCUUUAAUAUUAUUGCGUGUGUAAUUAUGCAAUUUCUAGAGCCUUACAUUUUAAGACAAAAAAGAGGGAGCUGAAUAUUUUUUCCUUCUAAAACAUAUUUCCUUCUAAGAUAUUUAAUUGAAAUUAGACCUCUGUGAUGUGUUGUGACCUUAUUUUUAAAGUGCCAAAUGAUGGUUAAAGCUGAUGUAACAGAAUUACUGACAUUGAUCACAGCUCAUGUGUUUGUGGAGCGAGACUGAGAUUGUGAUGGUUCCAGCUGUGUAAUAGUUUGUCUGUUGAUGUCUCAAACACGCCUCAGGGGAGCUCGUCUCGUCUCUCUCUGUGUAACAGUGUGAUCUUUAAGUGUUAAUGCCGCACUAUUAACCCCUACGGAGUGUGUUUCGUUUGUAACAAGAGCUUGUGUAACCUACCUAUUCCCCAACAACCCUGACACUGUUCCCUCGCCUGAUCCUGUCUUGAGCUUUUUCACAUUUGCUUGAUUAAAAUGAAUCUAACAACAUGAA